CCUUCAACUUGGGCUGCGGCUUCUCCUGCCAGUUCCAUUUACCCCUCGGAUCAGGUAGGUUUGCGAUCAAUCCAUCGUUCGGAUUAGGGUUAGAUACAUUAUGCUCGAAAAUUUGAGUAUUAGGCCUUUGGGCGUUACCCUCAAAACAAUAAUAUGAUGCCCAAAAUUUUGCUCUAAAAGUAGCAUUAAGCUGAAAUGAUAUUGGCUAUAUUGAUGCCUGUUUCCAUGCCUGCAGUCAAAAAACAUAGCCCAAAAGGGAAAUCCUCACUUCCGUUCCGUUGUUCUGGUUUGCACGAGAACAUAGCGUCUGCUUCCGUUUUCGUUUCCGUUUCUUGGAUCCGACAAGUAUACCUUUAUGCCCACCCUUAACACACAUCGUUACUGAAUAUAAGUAUACAGCACUGGGUGCUAGUUCGAGUAUUUUAGUUAAUAUUAUUUUUUGUCUAAUCCAACAGGGACCUCAAAUGCCGACUGCGCAGUUGCCGGCGCCGGGCAACUGGCCGAGUGUUCAAACUCCAGGACCGUUCUACCAAGUUGCGUGGCAACCGCAACCGACAGAAACGGUUUACUGGGUUCCAGCGCAAUAUUUUUACUAUUAA
Messenger RNA from Porites evermanni, 599 nucleotides. The record is from the annotation of a GenBank genome assembly. Lineage: Eukaryota; Metazoa; Cnidaria; Anthozoa; Scleractinia; Poritidae.